AUGUGCGCGUAUCUUCACCAUCUUACUUCACCAAUGGAAAUCCAGUACGUCAAGAACGAAGCAGACUUUGAAAAGCAUCUUCGCCAAAACAAGUAUCUAGUGGCAAACUUCACUGCGUCCUGGUGUGGCCCGUGCCAGGCGAUCAAACCAAUGGUUGACCAGAUUUAUGCCAACCCCAAGUUUUCGAAGAUCGAAAUUGUCCGCGUUGAUUUAGAUGACUGUGGUCCUGUGGCAGCUAAGUAUGUUGUUACCAGUGUUCCUACUUUCAUUUUCUUUGAGCUGGGCGAAGAAGUGGACCGUGCACAUGCGUCACUGUUAAAGGCAUCCUUGGAUAAGAUGGCUGAACGGGCCAACGCCGACUCUGCAAGCGGUCCACGGGGCAACAAAAAACUUCUGGGGCUCGAGCUGGAAGUCUCUCUGCUUGUUCCUAAAGGCUUCAGUGUGUUGAACAACGUGAUUCACUUUGGGGAAAUGGUGGCAUUGAACGUGUCCCCUUUACGUUCUUCGGACGGCGAGGCUGAUGCCAGGGAAGUCUUUAGACCCGAUUCUAAAAACCCUACAACGAUUUUCACUGAUGCUGACUCACAAGCGCUUUUUUUCGUGCCCUUGAACUAUAUUAGCAAAGUAUACUCUAUUCUCGUGAAAUUUGCUGAUCCUGCAACUUGCACUGGUGACAAUCUUGCUUUAGACGAGGAGGAGCUCUCUUCAGAAACACAGAGACCCUGCAAGAUCAAGGUGUGGCCUAACAAACCAGGUGUUCUCUCGUUUGACGAUGCUGCCGCAGAGUCGAAUCCUCCCCAUGUCGAGACUAUCGAGCUGGAUGCUAAAGGACCUUGGCACGAGAUCCGGCUCAAAUAUGUGCGUUUCCAAAAUGUGCAAAACUUAAAUAUCUUUCUCGAUGGCGAAGACGAAGACAUGCAUACUUUGAUUGAGAAAAUAGCUAUCAUUGGUGUGCUGGGUGACUCUGCGGAGCCCGUGACCCUCAGCCACGAGGAGUAA
Clavispora lusitaniae ATCC 42720 is the source of this 999-nucleotide messenger RNA. RefSeq lists its product as uncharacterized. NCBI's taxonomy places the organism in Eukaryota, Fungi, Ascomycota, Pichiomycetes, Serinales, Metschnikowiaceae. Gene Ontology annotation, molecular function: protein-disulfide reductase activity. The record is from RefSeq and is a predicted model, not a curated record. Gene Ontology annotation, cellular component: cytosol.